Molecule: messenger RNA, 1176 nt
Organism: Saxophila tyrrhenica
Lineage: Eukaryota; Fungi; Ascomycota; Dothideomycetes; Mycosphaerellales; Extremaceae
Exons: 1
Coding region: 1-1176 (391 amino acids)
Biological process (GO): regulation of alternative mRNA splicing, via spliceosome
Source: RefSeq, a predicted model, not a curated record
AUGUCGCUCAAGUAUGGGCUGAAUCUGAAGAAAGGAGGGCCACCUCCGGUUCGUAAGACUAUACUGGACGACGAAGACGAUGGCGAGGAGGAAGAGCCUCAAACGGGCGGAGCGGCAGUAGAAGAGAUUAGCACGUUCGGCAGCAAUGGACGGGCGGCACCAGCACGGAAACCGGGAGCAUCGUUACCUGGAGCUCCAUCGCCACGCAGAAAACCAAAGGAGGAAGAAGAGAUAGACCGGCAAGAUCUGUCCUCCGCCAAAGCUUCAAAGGCGAAAGUGCAAGCCGCGGCUUCUCUGGACCCCACCAUCUUCGACUACGACUCCUUCCAUGACGCUAAAACCAGCGUGAGCGAAGCCCAGAAGGCCGCGGCCAAGCAGGACGCCAUCGAUCGGAAGCCGAAGUACAUCAACAACCUGCUCGAUUCUGCGGCACGUCGGAAGCAGGACCAGCUCGUUGCACGAGAGAAACUGCUGCAGAAAGAACGCGAGGCAGAAGGUGAUGAGUUCAAGGACAAGGAAAAGUUCGUCACAGGGGCGUACAAGGAGCAACAAGCGGAGGCGAGGCGGAUAGAGGAGGAAGAGGAGAGGAAGAAGGCCGAGGAGGAAGAAAGGAGAAGGAAGGGUGGGGGCGGAAUGAGUGGGUUCUAUAAGGGCAUGAUGGAGCAGCAGGAGAAGCAACAUCAGCAGGCUCUGGAAGCGGCCGCGAAGAUGGAGAAAGACUUGCAGGAAGGUGGGGUGAAGCGUAGCGAAGACAGCAUGGAGAAGAGCGGAGCGGAAGUUGCGGAGGAGGCGCGGAAGAGGGGCGUCAACGUGCAUCUCAACGAGGAAGGGCAGAUCACUGAUAAGCGGGCCUUGCUUUCUGCUGGUCUCAACGUUGGAUCUAGUGGGAAAGCAAAGGAUGACAAAGGCGCGGAUCAUCUGCGCACGUCUGCUCGACCAGCGCAGUCUGCGUUCCAGAAUCGUGCCGAUGGAGGCAAGCAAGCCAUGCGCGAACGGCAGAGUAGAAUGAUGGAGGAGCAGCUUGACGCACAGGCGAAGCGAGCUCGCGAGGAGGAGGAAGAGGAGCGCCAGAAGCUGGAAAAGACUGCGAAGAGUGCGAAGACCGAGAAGGAUGUUGGAGACGCGAAGGCGCGUUAUCUUGCGAGAAAGGCUGCCAAAGCGAGAGGGGAGAGCUGA